AUGACGACCACGAUGGAUUGCGAGAUUUGCUUCCGAGACUUCAACGUCUGGAAGAGGAAGCCUCUCUGCGCGGGAUGCGCUCGGGCUGUUCUCUACAACGCCCGUAUGGGCCACACCACGGCCUUGCUUGACCGCGAGAAGUCACACUCCCAUGCCGAGGCCGUGAUUCGGCCUGGCAAUGAUGGAGUCCUAGCUGCAGUAUCAGAAGAUACGGAUCUGGAUGCGCUCACACGGAGUAUCACGAAGAACAGUGUGGAUCAGUCACGAGCCGAGCAAGAAUUCACCGAGCAGCGGAUCAGCACCAUACUUGACAAGGCCGAGGAGUUGAGGCAGCAGACGGAGCAGAUGAAACAACGGUUGGCGGCGAAGAAAUUGGAACUGAAGCAACGAAGGACGGAGCUUGACGAGGAGAGGGCCGGAUUGGWGAAGCACAAACCUCGUGCGUUGGAACCAGUCAUCGCCACGACGAAGAAGACGUCUCAACGUUUGGAGAGGGUGCAGCAUAAGAUUGUGGACGCGAGACUGUUGCUGUGCCGCGAGGCUGCCGCUGCUAGCAACUUUCAGAGACACCGCCAGAAAAAUGGCAGGUCGGUGUACACUCUUGGUGGGCUCGCCAUACCAGAUCUGAGAGAGUUGAACAAGCGAACGCAGGCCUCGGCCAGGGAGGAGUCUGUCGGUGGAAGGAGCUUUGCAGAACCCCACGAGCAGGUGUCUGAAGCUUUUGGCAAUGUCGCCCGGCUGAUGAGUCUUUGCGCUCAUUACCUCUCCGUCCGUCUGCCUGCAGAGAUCAUCCUCCCACAUGAAGACUUUCCUAGGGCAGUGAUUUUACCAGACAAGUCAUCCUACAAGAGCAAGAAUGUCGCAUUCCCGGGCUCAACAAUCAGUCGCACAUCGAGUCCAGCCGCAUCUCGAGUGAUGGAGCAGAAUCAACCAAGACCUCGACCAUUGUGGAUAGAUCGUCCACUCACGCAGCUUAGCAAAGACGACGCCAAAGCCUAUGGAAUGUAUCUAGAAGGUGCAACUCUCCUCGCUUGGGAUAUGGCCUGGUUGUGUAAGACACAGGGUAUUGAUACCAUCAACACAUUUGAAGACGCUUGCAUACUGGGUAGGAACUUGUGGACUUUGCUCUUCAAAACCGAGCGUAAGCGACCAGACCUCGAUCGCAAGGAUUCCAGCACCCCGGGGAAAACCGCCAUUUCAGGAAAGAUGGAUCACAGGGAGCCCGUCGGACUCGGUGUCUUCUCCCAUGCUUCCGCAAAGGACAACCUAGCUGGCUAUGAUGGACUGACACUGAUGAAGGACUUCAAGCUCGGGUUGUCUGCGAGAUUGGGCGACAAACUCAAGACUUUCCUCCUGAACGACAUGUCUAGCGCAGAGUGGGAUUUGCUGGAGGAGAGAGAGUGGGAUGAGGAGAGGGAGGAUGAACAGCCUGUAUUCGUGGGUGGUUCCAACAGGCCACAGGAGUCCAAGUAUGCCGCGAUGAGUAUGAUGAGCGUUGCACCUCAUGAAGAUGACGAGGACGAGAGGAAGAAUAAGGAGAAGGGGAGGUGGAUGGGUCUCAGAGGGGCAUGA
Molecule: messenger RNA, 1572 nt
Organism: Ramularia collo-cygni
Lineage: Eukaryota; Fungi; Ascomycota; Dothideomycetes; Mycosphaerellales; Mycosphaerellaceae
Exons: 1
Coding region: 1-1572 (523 amino acids)
Biological process (GO): SNARE complex assembly
Cellular component (GO): lytic vacuole; endosome
Molecular function (GO): SNARE binding
Source: RefSeq, a predicted model, not a curated record